AGGUGCAGGAGGUUCUAGCUCUUGCAAACCGCUUUGAGGCGCCUCACACUGGGCAGGAGGUUCAGACUCCGGCGAAUCGCUUUGAGGCGCCUCAAACGUUGCAGGAGGUCCAGGUUCCGGCGAAUUUCUUUUUGAAUAGAUGGGCGAGUUUGGGCCGGAGUAACAGGGAGUCGGAAACGGCAGCUGGAGGAUCGCUUGUAGCAGCACUCACAGCAACAGGAAGAGGAGCACCCACAGCAACCACAACAACAGCCGGAGCAGCAGCAGCAGCAGCAGCACCAGAACCAAUAGUACCACCACCAGCAGCGGCAGCAGCAGCAGCAGCAGCAGUAGGAAGGGAAGGGGCUUUGCCAGUGCCAAAGGUUUUGGUGAAGCAGGAAAGAGAGGAGGGGCUGACUGCCUUUGAGUCGGGUCAAAGGAAAAGAGAGGAGGGGCAGGGUGCUGGAGGAGGGAAGCAGGUAGGGUUGGGAAUGGAACGAGGGUAUACCUCGGGUGGACCUAGUGGUGCUGAUGCUGCUGGUGGCUCUGCUGCUGCCCCUGCUGCGGCCCGUGCUGCCGCCUCUGCUACAGCUGCUGGUUUAGGUGGUGGGUCUGCUAGUGCCCCUGCCGCUGCUGCUGAUACUAUGGGGGUUGAGGCUAAGUGGUGGCGGCGGGUGUCACUUCAACUGGAGGACGCAGGGCUAAGCGGCAGGCGGGAGGACACAGGGCUAAGCGGCAGGCGGGAGGACACAGGGCUAAGCGGCAGGCGGGAGGACGCAGGGCCAAGUGGCAGUGGCGUGGGGAGUGUGGGAGGG
Closterium sp. NIES-67 is the source of this 794-nucleotide messenger RNA. Lineage: Eukaryota; Viridiplantae; Streptophyta; Zygnematophyceae; Desmidiales; Closteriaceae. The record is from the annotation of a GenBank genome assembly.